GGGACGGCCGAGCCGAGAAGAGCGGCGGCGGCAAAACGGCCGGAAAAUCCGCCGCGUUGUCCAAGAGCUCCGCGGCCAAGGCGGCCAAGAGCACCGGGGGGAGGAGGAAGGUGUCGGACGCCAGCAUCGGAUCGGACGAUCUAUCCAAGGACUCCGGCUGCGCCCCGGGGAAGCUGUCCCCCACCGACAGCAGCUCCGAGCUGUCGGAGUGCGGCUCCGAGGAGAACAAGCUCAGCGACGCCGAGUCCAGGAGCAGCCGAGGCGGCGGGCCGGACGGAGGUGGACACCAUGCCGCCGCCACUAGGACCACCUGCUCCGCGGGGGAGAGAGACGACAAGGACCGGCUCUCCCUUAGCGUGGACACCGGGGAAGGGAGCAUCUCCCCCGGCGAGGAGCGCUCGGUCACCUCGUAUGACAGCCGGGUGCCGGCGAGCACGUCCCUGGCUUUCUCCGACCUGACGGAGGAGUUCAUGGACGGCAUGCAGGAGGAGUUCGUGAGGGAGAUAGAAGAGCUGAGGUCGGAGAACGAUUACCUCAAAGAUGAGAUGGAGGAGUUGAGGUCCGAGAUGCUGGAGAUGAGGGACAUGUACAUGGAAGACGAUGUCUACCAGCUGCAGGAUCUACGUCAACAGCUGGAGCAGGCAAAUAAGACCUGCCGCAUCCUGCAGUACCGGCUCAGGAAAGCAGAGCGGCGCUCUCUCCGCGUGGCCCAAACAGGGCAAGUGGAUGGAGAACUGAUACGGACACUGGAACAAGAUGUCAAAGUGGCCAAGGACGUGUCUAUCCGUCUCCACAGUCAGUUGGACAGCGGGGAGAAGAAGAGGAGUCGUCUGGAGAAGGAGAACGAGGAGCUGAGGGUCCGACUGCAGGACCUGGAGGUCGCCAAACAGGUCCUGCAGCAGGAGAUAGACAAGAACUCCCAGAAGAAAAGAGGAGCACGACCCAACAACAAACCUGACAAGAAGCUUGGUCCACAGGAGGACAGUUCCGACCUGAAGUGUCAGCUCCACUUUGCCAAAGAGGAAUCAGCCCUGAUGUGCAAGAAGCUGACCAAGCUGGUGAAGGACAGCGAGGCCAUGAAGGAGGAGCUGGGAAAGUACCGAUCGCUGUACGGAGAUGUGGACGCCUCGCUCACCGUGGAAGAGGUUGCUGACUCCCCCCACACCCGUGAAGCAGAGGUCCGAGUCCACAUGAAGCUAGUGGAGGAGGAGGCCAACCUGCUGAGUCGGCGCAUCGUGGAGCUGGAGGUGGAGAACCGGGGGCUCCGAGCAGAGAUGGACGACAUGAAGGGGCCACAAGAUGGACAUCAAGAUCUCUCUGGCGUCGGCUGUGGUCUAGGUGUGGGUCUUGGUCUCUCUGGAGGAAACAUGGUGCUCGGAGACGGGGCUGCUUCUGAAAACGUCAUGGAGCUCCAGAGACACCUCCAGUUUGUGGAGGAGGAGGCGGAGCUGCUGAGGAGGUCUCUGAUCGAGAUGGAGGAACAGAACAAGCUCCUGAUGAACGAGAUCAACCGCUACAAAUCCGAACUACCGCCGCUGAUGUCCACGCUGUCGUCCAAUUCGCUAACGUUGCUGGCGGACGGGCUGCUCAACGACAGCCCGGUGCACACCAUACAGGAAGGGGCGGUGUUCAUCAGCACGGACGCCCCUGCCCAGGAGGAGGAGAUCAGACUGGCAAGGCUUCAGAUCGGAGAGCUGGGCGGGAAGGUGAAGAAGCUACAGUACGAAAACCGAGUGCUACUGUCCAACCUGCAGCGUUGUGAUCUGGCCUCCUACAACGCUCCUUCCUCCUCAUCCUCCUCCUCUUCGUUACGACUGGCUCUGGAGACUGACGCGGAGGCAGGAGACUCAGCUGAGUGUCUCCCCAUCAGCCCGCCCCACCGCAAAGAGCCAGUAGGGGGCGAGAAUGACGCCCUUAAGCUCAAGGAGCGGAAAAAUAAGUUUGAGGACAGCGCUGACGCAUCGGCCUCGCUUCCCAGGUGCCUGGGGCAGAAGGACCACGAUGCUUUGCUGGCCAUGAGGGACCAGGCUCGCUUGGUUUCCACGGCGAUACAGCUCCUGACCUCCCCCGAGUCCAACUGCCUCUCCACCUCGCCAUCCAUCUACCACAAGGUCUGCAGCAACGAGGCAGCGGAGCCGUGCGACCUAGAGAAAGCUCAGCCUCACAGUCAGAUUUCUGAGCUGUCUGACCUGGCGGACCGGCCUCUGGUUGGCGCUCUGACCAGCAGGCUCCAGGCUCUGCACCACCAGCUACAUGCCUUUGUUGAGCGGGUUGACAACCUGGGUAAACCCUCAGCAGGUGGGCGGGACCCUCAGGUGGAAGGAGCCUCUCCCCUGGCCUCCCUCGUUUGCUCGAGAGACGACCUGGAUAGAAUCAAUACUCCCGAGGAGAAGCAGCCUGAUUACAGGGACCAUUCAGAGACAGACGUUAAAGGUCAAACUGGAGAAAACAGCCAAUCGGAGAUUAACGAGGCACCAAAGCAGGAAAUCAGCCAGCUGGAGCAUGAAGAGAAGGAGACAGAUGAUGAACUGCCCUCCGAGUCCAGCGACCUCCAGGCGCUGUCUGAAGCAGAGGAGUCAGCUCAGGGAGCUCAGGAGGAGAAGGAGAACCCGACUCAGAAAGAAACCGUUCUCAAACUCACAAAGCUGCAGGAGGAGCACCAGAAGGCUCUGCUCCGUCGGGACUUCCAGCUGCAGAGUUUGGGUCUGCAGGCUCGGCUGCAGCAGAAGUUAUGGAGCCAGGAGAGGACUCUUCUGGUCCAGGAGUCUCAGCAUCUCAAACAGGCCCUCCUACUGCUCAGCCUCAAACUACGCUGCUUCCUCAAACAGUGGCGGCUGGGCUGCAAGAAGGACACAGAAUGGAAAGACAUCUUGGAGAUGAACAGCCUGAAGGAUCUCUACCUGCUGUUGGAGGAGGACAACCUCACAAGCCCCGCCCACCAGACUGACAAACGAUCUGCUGCUGACGAACAGCCUCUCAGCCCAACUAUCAAGUCGAGUGCCGUGAGCAGUACUUUGGCAGACCUGAGGGUGGCGAUGCAGGAUCUGAGUGGUGAGCUGCGACAGGAGAUGCAAGGCUCCCAGGAACUCACCCAGCAGUUUGCAAAGGCCAAGGCAUCAUGGGAAGUGGAGAGGACAGAACUGCAGAGCCUCAUCACACAGCUUGAGACCAAAGCAGGUAAAGCUGCCGCCGUCUUGUCCUGCACCGACUCAAUGGAUCCUCCAGACCUGAAGGUGGCACUGAAGAGGGAGCGUGAAGAUCACCAGCACUUGCUGGCUGAGUCCUAUGCAGCUGUGAUGGAUCUAACUAAACAGCAUCAGAUCGGAGAGAGGAACUGGGGCAGAGAGAAGCUGGAGCUGCUGGAGAGGUUCAGUCAGGAGAGAGCUCAGUGGGAGCAGAGACUGAGAGAGGCCACUGCUCAGCAGGGGAAGCCAAAGCCAUCCGGUGGUGACUCCUCUGCAGACCUGCUCGUUGCUAACGGAACAGGAUCGCCAAGGACUAAAUCCACAUCUGAGCUGGACAGACCAGAGGUCAACGGAGCUGCCAACCGAGAAGAGAAAACCCAGUUUAAUGUCCCCCAUCUUUUGAUUGGCCCAGAGCUAGUUGACCUUCCCAGGAAGAACUGGACCUACUUGACCAAUGAGACUCCAGAAGUCGGGGACACCUGUAAAACCUGGGAUGGUCCCAGCGGCUCCUGCAGCAGUCUGAUGGGAUCAGAGCUGGAUCUGGAGUCCGUCCAGAGGAGCUACACGGCUCCAGACCGCACCGGCAUCCGGAUCUACUACAGCCCUCCUGCCGUGCGACGCAUAGAGCAGCGGAGAAAUAACCCGGAGCUUCAGCGGGCACAGAAUGGGAGCUCGUCCCUUCCGCCCAGUGGCUGGGAUGGAGCCGUGCCUGCUGGGGAUCAGCAACAGCAGUCUUCAUCCUCCUGCUUUUCAUCCUCGUACGAGCAGUGGCUGAGCUCGCUGUCCAAGCAGCACAGGGAGCUGCUGGAGAGCAGGAGCGGUUGCGUCACCGGGUCAAUCCCCAGCGUCAUCAACAACGGCAUCGGCAGCUCUGGUCACAGUGUGGUCGAUGGGAUCACGUCCUCUUCAGCUUUCCAUGGCCUGGAAAUUGGGGAGAUUUCAGCCAAUUUGAGUGAUGACAUGAAGGAGAUGACCAACUGUGUCCGCCAGGCCAUCCGCUCCACGUCUCUGGAGAGGAAAUCCAGCAAGGAACCCGGAAGUCAGACGACCGGCAUUUCCACCAGGUCCACGCAGACCUCUGCCCAGUACGUCAGUAUCGGGCUUCAAACCGACAUCCUUCCAAGCAGCAGAGGGGCGAGCUUCCACACCAAAGCCUGGUCCCCUCGGCCCUCGUCAACGGCCACAUCCUCGUUGGUGUCAGCCAGAACCCGGCAGAUAUCAACAUCUCUAGAUAAAGUUCACAGCCGCAUCGACAGGCCGUGCUGUUCGCCCAAGUAUGGAUCACCCAAACUCCAACGCAGAGUCUCCUCUGGCUCCACUUCCAGGCUGGAAGUGACUUCCUCAAGGGACCGCAGCCUGUGGAGCCUCCAGCAGAGACCCAUGAGUGCAGGCGGAAACGUAGGCGUAGGCGGAUGCGCAGGUAGCGGCGGUGGAGGCGGACGCUCAGCCUGGGCUCGCUCCACCACCACCAGGGACAGCCCCGUCCUCAACGGCCUCACCGAUGGCCUCUCCAGCCUCUUCAGCGUGGUGGAACACUCUGGAAGCACAGAGUCGCUGUGGAGGGGUGAUGGAGGUAGCAGCCAGUGUGCCAGUCCAGCACGACCAGCUCCUGCCGCAGGAAAACCCUCUGCAGCGGUGGCCUCUGGAUCUGAACCCAGCUCUCAGCGGUACAGUGGCCUGGUCCAGGAGUUCUUCAGGAGUGUCUGCAGCAGCCAAGACCAGGGAGGAGUCCUCCUGCCUGUGGAGAGAGCGCAAAAAGAAUCCCUGGGCGGUCUCAGAGGUCUGAGUGUCCCGGGGGGUUUUGUCACCAUCGAUGAGCCCAAGCCAGAGUGCAUGUCAGCUGUGGUCGGAGGUCUCGCUAACGACAGUGUCACCAGGAUUGUUAAUAAGAGGUUUAUGAGACAAACGGUCGGGGAAGAGAUGGUCAAUAUCUUGGGAGGCGGGAAGGAACCAAUGAGCAGCGCCGGAGCAGCAGGAGGAGGGACGGAGGAUGCACCCUGUGACUGCGCCGCCCAGUCAUCCUGCCUUGCCCGACCAUCCAGAACUGCAGCUCGCCAUUCGCUGGGGCAGUGCAAGCACCGCUCACUAGAGUCUCUGGCGGCAACGGAGGAGAAGAAGGACGCCUGCAGCGAGUGACGCCACUUCUACUGCCACAUGCAAAGACACGCAACACACAGGAAGACACGCACCCACAAACAUACACACACACACAGACACAAGCAAUACUGAUUCUUCACAAACACUGAACACCACUGCCAUAAAAACACAACCUUCACCAAAUGUACAUACACACCUACAACCUGCCACACAGGCGCACUGCCAACCACAACAUACACAGCUUGCACAGACUGCCCCACAAACACACUGCCACACACACACACACACACACGUACACGUACACAAACCUAGGUUACAUUGAAGUAGGAUAACAAGGACUGAAACCAACAGUUCAGAACAACACAAAAAUACCAGCAAGACACAAAACUAGACACACUCAUCAUCUUAACACACUUAAUUCCACAAAAAUCUACUCUCAACUGAUGAGAGUCUAACCGGUUAAACGAUGAUGUCAGGACUGGACCUACACUCCCCACCACCCCUCCACAAUGAUGACGCUAUGUUAGAGCAGAAAGAUAGGAUGCAGUCCCAGUGUGUUGCUAUGGGAACUAUAAAACAGAAGAGGAGACAUUUAUCAAAGCAGAAAAAACAUUUAAUGUCCCGUUAGCAACUCUGCAACCUCGUCACAUACACUCCUGCCGUGCUCGGGAAACGCAGUUGUACCACUUCGAUUGUUUAGCACAAUAACAUCCCUGCGAGUGUCUUUUACGACGGGUCCUGAUGACACAUCUGGUUCAGUUUGCAGAGCAGCGUCUCUUGUCCACUCGCAAAAAGGAAGAACUCUGCAGCGCCGUCAGACUUAGUAUCCCAGCAUGACCACGGCUGGACUCCAUUGAUGGAUGUUCGGACGUGUCGGCUUCUAAUGAGACCAUGAAACUCAUCUCGGACUGUACCUCCUACUAUUGUUGUUAAGUAGCAACAACAACAAUCCCUCCUGGCUCGUUUAGUUGCAACACUCCACUAAGUUCUCAAAAGGACGUCGGCAGUAAAUACAGGGACACGUUGUGGCAUUGUAGCCACGUCUUCAACCUUGUUUUACCCUCCAGAGUCUGUAUGUGCAGCAGGUGGAAAAAGUGCCUGUCUGUUUCAUAUUUUUGAGAUAUUUCUCCACUGAUGUCAAUGUCCCCCCCCAUCUGAUAAAGACAUGUGGUGUACAGUCCUGCAGCACUGACUGGGGACCAUUCCUCAUCGAUUGCAAUGACCUCAAAGCCAAUCUGCAUAUUUUUCCCUCUUCUUGUACCAGUUUUUCUACAUGCUAGCAAAACCCAGACCAACACAACAAAUGUACUCCAUUCAUCUCUAUUCUGUAGAAAAAGUUGAGAAAAUCAUGUGUGUCUCCACUGAAUCAUGACAUUGUGACUUUUGGAAUCUAUGUCACAUAAUGAUAAAGAAAUGAUGACACAUGACCUGCUUCAUCAAUACAUCUCUAUCCUCUGUGCUUCGUAGGAUCAGAUGUGAACAAUAGGAAACAAACACAGAUUCUCAGUGUGUUCAAACUUCAUCAAGCAGAAAGGAGAUAUAAGUCAAUGCAUUCCUUUUAUUACAGAAAACAUUCACAUUUCCUCAGUUCUGUAUGUUGUGUUUGCUCGUUCAGUUCUCAGCUUCCUCUUGUACCACUACGUCAUUCCUACAAGUCUUUUACUUCCUCCUUUCUCUCUUCUCUGGAAUACAAUGGCAUUGUUUUUUAGUGCUACACAGAUGGUGAAGCUCCAGUAUGAUAAUGUUGAGCUGUAACAACAUGAAAGAUGUUUCAAGAUCCCACUGCAUUCACACGGAGGACUGACAGUUUAUAAGUUAUCAUUUUACUAAAUUCUUAAUUAACUUAUUGAUUUUUCAAACUUGAGUCAAACAGGUUGUUUAACUAAAUUAAAAUUGUGUCUCCAUAAGCCA
Messenger RNA from Limanda limanda (common dab), 7193 nucleotides. RefSeq names its product microtubule crosslinking factor 2 (gene mtcl2). The record is from RefSeq and is a predicted model, not a curated record. Gene Ontology annotation, biological process: regulation of autophagy. The coding region runs from base 471 to 5321 and encodes 1616 amino acids. Lineage: Eukaryota; Metazoa; Chordata; Actinopteri; Pleuronectiformes; Pleuronectidae. The transcript has 24 exons.